CGGGAGGGCUGUGUAAAAUCGGUUGCUUAAUCCUAGGUUUUACUAUAUAAAUACAAUAAAUCCACAUUCAGACUCAAAGACAAUCGACUAUUCCACAAAUCUUUUUAUAAAAAAAGAUGAUCCGCUCUCUCCUCCCUAACCUCUAUCUCGGCCGUCACAGCCCCGGCCCCCUCAACUCCCUCACCGACGUGCCCGGCGUGCUCGUCCACACCGAAUCCAUCAACAAGCCCGCCUCAGCAACACCCCGCAACCACGCCAUCAAUACAGGCGUCACGGUGAUCCUCCCCCGGCGCGACUGGUUCCACAAUGCCUGCUACGCGGGGUACUUCCGGUUCAACGGCAGUGGGGAGAUGACGGGUUCGCACUGGCUCGACGAAACAGGCCUGCUCAAUUCCCCCAUCGUCAUCACCAACUCGUUCGCCGUAGGGCCGUGCUACUCUGGCGUCUACGAGUACGCGAUCCGCGAGUACGCAGGCUCAAAGCCGGCAGAUUGGUUCCUCUUGCCCGUGAUCGCGGAGACGUGUGAUUCGUAUCUGAGCGACAUCGCGGCCAUGGCGGUGACGCCGGAGAUGGUGGUGCGAGGAAUUGACCGUGCAGACAACAAGAGGGUUGACGAAGGGAAUACGGGCGGCGGUACGGGGAUGACAUGUCAUGGGUUCAAGGCUGGUACUGGCAGUGCGAGUAGGGUGAUUGAGGGCGUUGAGUAUGGGGUGACGAAGACGUACACAGUCGCGGCGCUGGUGCAGGCGAAUUACGGCGCAAAGCGGGAUUUGAGGGUGGGCGGAGUGCCCGUGGGGAGGAUCAUGAUUGAGAGGGAGACGGCAGCAGAGAAAAAGGAGGAGGAGAGACAGGCGGAUGUCAAGAUGGCGACGAAGGACGGGAGUAUUAUAGUGGUGCUGGCGACGGAUGCGCCGCUGCAUCCAGUGCAGCUGCAACGGCUUGCGAAGCGCGCGACGGUGGGUGUUGCGAGAGUUGGCGGUUGGGGGUCGAAUUCGUCUGGGGAUUUGUUUAUUGCGUUCAGCACCGCAGAGAAGAUUCCUCGAGCGCCAGAGUUUAGCUGGAAGCCGACAGCAGCGCAGAAGGUUGGUGUUGUGCAGGAUACUACGAUCAAUGCGUUGUUCGAAGCAGCGGCAGAUUCGACCGAGGAAGCCAUCUAUAAUGCUUUGGCGGCAGCUGAAGAUAUGGAAGGGCCGUUGGGAGCAGCAAAGGCGAUUAACCAUGAGGAACUGAAAGAAAUCGUGGAAAAAUAUCAAUCAAUUGAUACAGGUAUCAAUUGAUAUAGACCUAUUACAUAUCCUUACAUAUAUAUUCACUCUUUUAUAUGAAAUUGUA
This is a messenger RNA of Talaromyces proteolyticus, 1332 nucleotides long. Its product is annotated as putative D-aminopeptidase. The transcript has a single exon. Bases 117 to 1277 code for a protein of 386 amino acids. NCBI's taxonomy places the organism in Eukaryota, Fungi, Ascomycota, Eurotiomycetes, Eurotiales, Trichocomaceae. The record is from RefSeq and is a predicted model, not a curated record. Gene Ontology annotation, molecular function: aminopeptidase activity.